UGCGCUGAGAGUAAGCAGCGCCCCUGGCCUCGAAUGAAACACACUGGAUCAGCAGCAGCUUUUCAUUGAGAGCAAACUGGGAGAAAGAAGGAGGCUGUCAAACACUUCAAGCGGACUGUAUCUCAGGAGCGGGGGCUUAAAAACUCAAGCGUGUGAAGGCCAAUCGUGUUUAGCCAGAUAAUGACGGAGGUUAGCGAGAUAUUGAUGUCGGUUCUGUCUACGAUUCGGGUUCCGAGGCCCGGAGAUCGUGUUCACAAAGACGAGUGCGCCUUCUCAUUCUCCAGCCCGGAGAGUGAGGGAGGCUUGUAUGUCUGCAUGAACAGCUUUCUCGGCUUUGGAAGCAAGUAUGUCGAAAGACACUACGCCAAAACCGGUCAGAGAGCUUACCUGCACAUCACCCGGACCCGGAAAACACAGAAGGAGGAUGAAAACAAUUCUGGAUCAGGUGACCCUCCGAAAAAGAAGCCCACAAGACUAGCCAUUGGGAUCGAGGGAGGGUUUGAUGUUGAGCAGGAGCAGUAUGAGGAAGAGGUCAAGGUGGUUCUGUUCCCAGACCGACAGGAAGUGACAUCAGAAGAUCUAGCCUCCAUGCCAGAUGUUGUUCGGGAACGGGUGUCUUUGUCGAUGGCGGGGCUGCAGGCAGCAGACUCAGUGUCACACACUUUGCAGGUGCAGCAGUGGGACGGAGAAGUGCGACAGGAGUCAAAACACGCAGCUGACCUUAAACAACUCGACAAUGGGGUCAAAAUCCCUCCGAGUGGCUGGAAGUGUGAGGUCUGUGACCUACAGGAAAACCUGUGGAUGAAUCUGACAGACGGAAAGAUUUUUUGUGGGCGGAGAUAUUUUGAUGGCUCAGGGGGGAAUAACCAUGCCCUCCUGUACUACCAGCAGAGUGGAUACCCACUGGCUGUCAAACUGGGCACAAUAACACCCGACGGAGCAGAUGUCUAUUCAUAUGACGAAGAUGAUAUGGUUUUAGACCCUAAGCUUCCAGAACACCUUUCUCACUUUGGCAUUGAUAUGAUGACUAUGGAAAAGACGGAGAGAACCAUGACUGAGCUGGAGAUCGCAGUGAACCAGCGUGUGGGAGAGUGGGAGGUGAUUCAGGAGUCCGGUACCACUCUGAGGCCCCUGUGGGGCCCGGGGCUCACCGGGAUGAAGAACCUGGGAAACAGCUGCUACCUCAACUCCGUCAUGCAAGUGCUAUUCACCAUCCCAGACUUCCAGACCAAAUACGUUUCCAACAUCGAAAAGAUCUUUAACGAGGCGCCCAGUGACCCUACCCAGGAUUUUAAGACUCAAGUAGCAAAGCUGGGUUAUGGCCUUCUUUCUGGAGAGUACUCUAAGCCGGCCCCUGACCCCGGAGAUGACCCCAGUACCUCCACUGAACCCAGGGGAGACCAGGUUGGCAUAGCACCUCGCAUGUUCAAAGCUCUGGUGGGACGAGGCCACCCUGAGUUCUCUACCAAUCGGCAACAGGAUGCGCAGGAGUUUCUUCUUCACUUUAUAAAUAUGGUGGAGAGGAACUGUCGUUCAGGCAUGAAUCCUUCAGAAGCUUUCCGCUUCCUAGUGGAGGAGAAGAUCGUAUGCCAGCAGUCACAAAAGGCCAAAUAUACCCAGCGAGUGGACUACAUGGUCCAGCUGCCUGUUCCCAUGGACCAGGCCACUAAUAUGGAGGAGCUACAAGAAGCAGAGCGUUGCAGAGAGGAGGCGGAGUCAUCUGGAGCCCCUCCCCCUGCCGCACCACGUGCUCAGAUCCCAUUUGCUGUCUGUUUGGCUGCUCUUAGCGAACCGGAAACUCUCACAGAUUUCUGGAGCUCUGCAGUACAAGCCAAAACCACUGCCACAAAGAUCACUCGCUUUGCUUCAUUUCCUGACCAUCUUGUCAUCCAAAUUAAGAAAUUCACCUUUGGCCUCGAUUGGGUUCCUAAAAAACUAGAUGUGAGCAUUGACGUUCCUGACACGCUGGAUCUGAGCUCGCUCCGUGCUAUGGGACAGCAGCCAGGGGAGGAGCUUCUGCCAGAGGUGGCUCCACCUCCUCUCAUGACCCCUGAUGUGGAGGUUAAAGCUCCGGUGUUGGAUGACUCCACAGUGUCUCAGCUGUGUGAGAUGGGUUUUCCUCUGGAGGCCUGCAGGAAGGCCGUGUACUACACAGGCAACACUGGCAUCGAUGCUGCUAUGAACUGGGUGAUGGGACACAUGGAAGACCCUGAUUUCUCGGCACCUUUAGUGUAUCCUGGAUCAAGUUCUGCUCCUGGCACCACACCCACAGAGAGUCUACCUGAGGAACAUCUAGCAACUAUUAUUUCUAUGGGAUUCAGCCGAGACCAGGCCACUCGCGCUCUCAGAGCUACGAAUAAUGUUCUGGAGCGAGCCGUGGAUUGGAUCUUCUCUCAUCUGGAUGAUCUGGAGUCCAUGGAUGUGUCUGAAGGUGGGCGCUCAGAGGGAGGAAGUGAAGCCAGUCGGGAACCUCCUCCAGGACCGCGUGUCCGUGACGGACCAGGAAAGUAUGAGCUUUUUGCGUUCAUCAGUCACAUGGGAACGAGCACAAUGUGUGGUCAUUAUGUCUGCCACAUCAAGAAGGACCAACAGUGGGUAAUCUUUAAUGAUCAGAAAGUUUGUGCCUCUGAGAAACCACCUAAGGACCUGGGCUACCUGUACUUUUACAGAAGAGUGGUUGAAUAGAGUAAACUAGAAUAGCGUUUCCCUCACACACACACACACACACACACACACACACACACACUCCUCUGUAUCUGAUCUACUGAAACAGUAGGGCCAGACUCCUGCUUCUAAACUGACGCACCAUUUAAUAAGUCAAAGCACUUCUCAGUCAAUCAUAUUCACUACCAAGAGAAUUGUAAUGAAGGCAGAAGGGGAAAAAAUGAGAUGUAAGAUGUGAAGAUUAGUGUUCUUACUCAAAACGCCUUGUUGUACAACGCCUUACCACACACACACACACACACACACACUCUAGUCUCUUUCGUGCCUCCCCCUGAUUGGAUAGUGGCUAUUGUGACAUCAUCGCUUUUAGAGCUAAGCUCCUCCUUCCUUUGUGUUUCAGAAUGUUCUUGCAAAUGUUUAAUGGCAAGUAAAUGUCACUAAAUCACAAAAAAAAAAAAAAAACGGUCGAACGUUAUGAAUUGGAUUUUUAAA
Messenger RNA from Carassius auratus (goldfish), 3156 nucleotides. It is a transcript of the gene usp5, whose product is annotated as ubiquitin specific peptidase 5 (isopeptidase T). Lineage: Eukaryota; Metazoa; Chordata; Actinopteri; Cypriniformes; Cyprinidae. Gene Ontology annotation, biological process: protein deubiquitination. The coding region runs from base 181 to 2685 and encodes 834 amino acids. The record is from RefSeq and is a predicted model, not a curated record. The transcript has 20 exons. Gene Ontology annotation, molecular function: cysteine-type deubiquitinase activity; protein binding; zinc ion binding.